This is a messenger RNA of Panicum hallii, 698 nucleotides long. Its product is annotated as protein SENESCENCE-ASSOCIATED GENE 21, mitochondrial-like. NCBI's taxonomy places the organism in Eukaryota, Viridiplantae, Streptophyta, Magnoliopsida, Poales, Poaceae. The coding region runs from base 94 to 372 and encodes 92 amino acids. The record is from RefSeq and is a predicted model, not a curated record. The transcript has 2 exons.
CCCUGCUUGGCUCACAGCCGAAGCAAAUGGAAAAAAAAAUCUAGCUGCAUAUCUUUCUUUUCUAGCUAGCUAGGCUCCUGGAUAGCUCUGACAAUGUCCAAGAUAAGCAGCGGCGUCGUCUCCGGUCUCGUCAAGAGGAGCCAGCGAAGCUACGGCGUGUACACGAGAGCGGUGAACGUUCAGGGCUCCGCUGCCGCCGCCGUGGGGAGGGCGCCGACGGACGGCGGCGCGGCGGAUGGUGGUGGGAGGGCGACGGGCAACAAGGACGUGUUCUGGAUGAGGGACCCCAAGACCGGCUGCUGGAUCCCGGAGAACCGGUUCCAGGAGGUCGACGCCGUCGAGCUCCGCAACCGGCUGCUCCACCACGAGUGAACAACAGUGACCGUACCGGUGCGGCAUGUCGGCAUAUACAUAUCGUAUAUCAUCUCCAAGUAUUUUCGAGGCACCUGACGAAACAGAAAAUGUUUGUUAGGUGGAGUAUAUAUAUACAUGUAUGCUCAUGUAAAACAGAGUCUAGGUAUAUAUAGUGUAUUCCGGAUGGGACGAGAUACGAUCCACCAUCGUAUCCAUCCCACUUUGUGUGUGGGUGCGCGAGCGUGUACCAUCAAAAUAUCGUCUUCCCAAGCAAUCCAGAUCGCAGUAUAUGCAAGUUGGUCUUAAACAACCGGAUGGUAUCGAAUUUCAUAUGUUUCACUAUA